Messenger RNA from Suillus paluster, 1407 nucleotides. RefSeq lists its product as uncharacterized. Bases 1 to 1407 code for a protein of 468 amino acids. The transcript has 9 exons. The record is from RefSeq and is a predicted model, not a curated record. NCBI's taxonomy places the organism in Eukaryota, Fungi, Basidiomycota, Agaricomycetes, Boletales, Suillaceae.
AUGACAGAGUCAUCACAACUCAUUAACCAGCAGACAGCACCAGUACCUCACCUUGUCCCUCCGGAGUCCAUGCCGCCUCACCCACCACAGUCCUUUGAUGCUAUGCUGCCUCAGCACCAGCACUAUGAUGCAUAUACGCAGCCUGAUUCACAAAAUACACAGGAAUCAGCAAGUCCUCUGUUACACGAAGGGGGAAGUAUGAACCCAUUUGCCUUGACCCAUCCGAUCACUGCUGUUGUGCAUCCCUUCACCUUAUCCAGCCAGGAGAUGUCUGUCAUACCCCAAAAAUGCUCGGAAUCAGUUUUGCCAACCCUGAUAGAAUUUUCGCUCACACCAUCGACUGCCCUCAUGACUCCAAAUAGCUUGCGUUCAUCAUCUGUAGCCCCACCCACAUCAGCAGGCGAUAAACAAAUUGCAGCUACUCUCACCCAGACUGAACCAAUUGCAGGUGCACAAGUUGCCAUCCCAAAGUGGCUGAUGGAUACCAUUACACAACUCGAGCACGAGCUCAAAUCCCAGAAGCAGAAGCUAGAAGAAGCUGGGGACAUCAUUCAUGAACAGGUGGAAGAGCUGGUUGAGCUUCCACACCAAGUUACAAUACUGCACGAUGCUCAGAAUCAGCUUGAAGAUGAAUCACUUUCUUCGAAUGUCGAUGUGGUUAAGAAAACACUUCAAAGCAGUACCAAGUCCUCGAAGUCUAAGGCAGCACAGGCCAUUAGUGACAAUUCAAAAGAUAACAUUUGGAAUUCUGGAGUCCACAAGUGCUUCUUGAAGGCAAUUGGCAUAACAAAACCAUCUGCAAUAAGGGAGUACCAUCCACAUGUAAAUGGGUCGCAGAUUGAUGGUGACCAGACUAUUGCAGUGCAAAUAAGCUUGCACUGUCAACUGGAAGGGCAAAAGGAAAGACUGACCCAAGGGUGGCAUGAAGGGAAGCACGAAAAUGAGUGCUCAAUUUCGGUCAAGAAACUUGACAAGCAAAUCAGUAUCCGGGACAAGUCGAAUCUCAAGACUCCUGAAUGGGACUUUGCCUUCACGUUGCCAUACCAAAGCAGUGAUGAGAGCAUGCAGUCAGGAGAUGAUGAUCGUGGGGGCAUUGAUCCGGAUACAGAGGAAGAAAAAGAUGUCCGAAAGAAGCCAGAUACGAAGUCUAACUUGAAGGAUAUGGUUGAAACUCUAGAUUUACCUGAUGUUAAGACAAGUCCAAGAAUUCCUAUUGAGCUGAUUGAUUGGGAGUGGCUGCGUGCACGUCCACAGGACCCCACAAGGUAUAAUGGAACCAUCAAUGACGAUCAAGUAAUGGUCCCCGUACCUGAGCAAGAUGCUAACCACUGGCAUGCUGAAGCCAAAGACAACUUUGAAGCAGAGCUCGCUGAUGAUGAAGGAGAGCUAGGCUUUGAUGAGGAGUGA